Messenger RNA from Neurospora tetrasperma FGSC 2508, 236 nucleotides. RefSeq lists its product as uncharacterized. The annotation marks the transcript as partial. Lineage: Eukaryota; Fungi; Ascomycota; Sordariomycetes; Sordariales; Sordariaceae. The transcript has a single exon. The record is from RefSeq and is a predicted model, not a curated record.
UGGAGGCAGGCGUACUUGAAGGGAACAAUUGUUUUCAAGCUCUUUCAACCUUGUGCGGCUCAGGAAUGGGUCCAAGGACAAUCCAGCCACGGGCCGACCAGAAGAUGCGACCUUGGAGGCUUGUUUGCAAGUCGGGUACCGGCGAUGCUGGCACCGAAGAUGGAGGCUCGGUUCGAUCUGUUUUUGGAAAUAGGUACUCUUUGGGUCUUUCAAGGCGGCCGAGGUGCUGUGCUAGG